Molecule: messenger RNA, 1150 nt
Organism: Mus musculus (house mouse)
Lineage: Eukaryota; Metazoa; Chordata; Mammalia; Rodentia; Muridae
Gene: Ninj1
Product: ninjurin 1
Exons: 4
Coding region: 35-493 (152 amino acids)
Biological process (GO): cell adhesion; tissue regeneration
Cellular component (GO): membrane; extracellular region; synaptic membrane
Source: RefSeq, marked validated
AGGCCGUGUGCUGGGCGGCCCGGGCGGCCGCACCAUGGAGUCGGGCACUGAGGAGUAUGAGCUCAACGGCGACCUGCGCCCGGGCUCCCCCGGUUCCCCCGACGCCUUGCCACCCCGCUGGGGUUUGCGGAACCGGCCCAUCAAUGUAAACCAUUAUGCCAACAAGAAGAGCGCUGCGGAGAGCAUGCUGGACAUCGCGCUGCUCAUGGCCAACGCGUCGCAGCUGAAGGCCGUGGUGGAGCAGGGCAAUGAUUUCGCCUUCUUCGUGCCCCUUGUGGUCCUCAUCUCUAUCUCCCUCGUGCUGCAGAUAGGAGUGGGCGUGCUGCUCAUCUUCCUGGUCAAGUAUGACCUCAACAACCCGGCCAAGCACGCCAAGCUGGACUUUCUUAACAACCUGGCCACGGGACUGGUUUUCAUCAUCGUCGUGGUCAACAUCUUCAUUACGGCCUUCGGGGUCCAGAAGCCUGUAAUGGACGUGGCGCCCCGGCAGUAGAACGCCCAGAGACUUUAAGGGUACCGGACCUGCAGCCCAGCUGACCAGACCCCUGCAACUGCUGUACCCCCAAGGUAUCCCUCUCCUGUGUGCAGAGCCCAAGGUGGCCACCGCUGGACCAUGGUCAGGGACGGACUUCCGUCCAACUGUGACCGCUGUGUGGGCGGCCACCUGAGACAUGUGGGAACCGGAUGCAGGGCCAUGAAGAUCAGAACUGGACAGCUCCAUAGAAACCCAAGUCCAGAGAAUGGUCACUGCCCACCCAAGGACAUGCAGCAAAUCCAUGAUUGGACUUGACGAGGGGCCAGCACUGGCCUCUGUCUCAGGACAUUCCAGAAGGACCAGGAUAUGCCCCUCCCUUUGCUGAUACACCAGUGACCCUACUUCUCAUGGAGCCUGCCCAGGUCACCCUGGAGACUGCUGCCUUUGUUGUUUCUUGACCCAGGGACCUUGGACAGCCAUCAGUAUCUGCUGGCUCCAGCCUCAGUGCCUGGGCUUGGCAGCCAUCAAGAGGCAGCCAUGCCCGUGGGGGCUGCAGGUCAUGCUGGUACUUCCUGCCAGUGGUGACCUGGGUAGAGCCCCAGCCCUCAACUCAGGGGUUCAGGCCCCACUUUUCUAAUCAGGAACGACAAUAAAGCUUAUGUGCUUCCCUGCUGG